CCGCCCAGCUCCGGGGCGGGGCUCGAGAACCUGGUGCGCACGCGCACCGCGCGUCCUCCCGCAGGGCCUGCUGGGCGCCGGGACACCGGAGAGUGAGCUCCGCGAAGCGCGGCGGCGACAUGUGGCGGCCGUUGCAGCUCUGCCCCUUCCACUUGGCUCUGCUGAGGAGCAGGCGGAAGCCCUGGCCUUGCCCUGCAGUGUUCUUCAGGAGGAACUUCAGGGGCCCACCUGCAAGGUCCUCGAGUCCCUCGUCGCUAUGGAAGAGGACGCUUUCCACCACUGUGUUGGGGGUGCCCCUGCUCCUUGGAAUCCACUAUUUCACAGCAGAGGCCCGGGAGAAGAGGAAGAUGCGGCUUGUGGUAGAUGGCUUUGGGCGCUUUGGCAGGUCCCUGGGGAUUGGCCUGUACAUCUCCCUGGACUACUGGUGGUGCACAAAUGUCAUCCUGCGAGGGGUGGAAGAGAACAGCCCGAGGUACGUGGAGGUGAUGUCUGCUUGUCACCAGCGGGCAGCUGAUGCCCUGGUGGCAGGGGCCAUCCGCAAUGGUGGCCUCUACGUGAAGCUGGGCCAGGGACUAUGCUCCUUCAACCACCUGCUGCCACCAGAGUACAUCCGGACACUGCGUGUACUGGAGGACCGGGCCCUCACUCGGGGCCUCCAAGAGGUUGAUGAGCUGUUCCUAGAAGACUUCCAGGCACUGCCCCUUGAGAUCUUCCAGGAGUUUGACUACCAGCCAGUGGCUGCAGCAAGCCUGGCUCAGGUGCACCGUGCCAAGCUGCACGAUGGCACUGCUGUGGCUGUGAAGGUGCAGUACAUUGACCUGCAGGACCGCUUUGAUGGGGACGUGCACACCCUGGAGCUCCUGCUGCAGCUCGUGGGGCUCAUGCAUCCCAGCUUCAGCUUCAGCUGGGUCCUGCAGGACCUAAAGGGGACCCUGGCCCAGGAACUGGACUUUGAGAAUGAGGGCCACAAUGCCGAGCGCUGCGCAGAGGAGCUGAAGCACUUCCCCUAUGUCACCGUCCCCCGAGUGCACUGGGACAAGUGCAGCAAGCGUGUGCUAACAGCCGACUUCUGUGAGGGCUGCAAGGUCAACGACGUGGAGGCCAUCGAGAGCCAGGGGCUGGCAGUACGGGAUGUAGCAGAGAAGCUGAUCCAGGUUUUUGCCGAGCAGAUAUUCUACACAGGCUUCAUCCACUCCGAUCCCCACCCUGGCAAUGUUCUGGUGCGGAGAGGCCUGGACGGGAAGGCAGAGCUGGUGCUGCUGGACCAUGGGCUUUACCAGUUCCUGGAUGAGAAGGACCGGUCAGCGCUGUGCCAGCUGUGGCGCACCAUCAUCCUGAGGGACGAGGCUGCAAUGAAGGAGCAUGCAGCUGCACUUGGUGUAAAAGACUACUUGCUGUUCUCUGAGAUGCUCAUGCAACGGCCCGUGCGCCUAGGGCAGCUGUGGCACUCCCACCUGCCCAGCCACGAGGAGGUGGCCUACAUGCAAGAAAUGGCCCGCAACCACUUCGAGGCCAUCAUGCAGGUGCUCCGGGCACUUCCUCGGUCCAUGCUGCUUGUGCUGCGCAACAUCAACACGGUCCGUGCCAUCAAUGUGGCUCUUGGCACCCCUGUGGACCGCUACUUCCUCAUGGCCAAGAGUGCGGUCAGAGGCUGGAGCCGCCUGGUGGGUGCAGCAUACCUGGGUAUCUACGGCAGUGGCCUCCUGCGCCACAUGAAGGUUGCCUGGGAGGUGUUCAAAUUUGAGGUGGCUCUGAGGUUGGAGACCCUGGCCAUGCGGCUCGGCGCCCUCCUGGUUCGUGUUCUGGUCCACCUGGGCCUUGUGCCUCAGGCCGAGGAGCUCUACCAGUACCUGGAGACAUAGAUCCCCAGGGCCAGGAUGACCACACAGCUGCUCGUAGCCCUGGCCCACUGACAUCAGGCAGUCGGGUACCUCACACUGUGGGGCAUGGGGCAGUCAUGGCCUGAAGCAGGGGAAGCAUUGUGGGGCCCUGACCAGCAAUGACCACACACUCGUCUCAAACAA
Ictidomys tridecemlineatus (thirteen-lined ground squirrel) is the source of this 2024-nucleotide messenger RNA. RefSeq names its product aarF domain containing kinase 5 (gene Adck5). Lineage: Eukaryota; Metazoa; Chordata; Mammalia; Rodentia; Sciuridae. The record is from RefSeq and is a predicted model, not a curated record.